Molecule: messenger RNA, 3890 nt
Organism: Closterium sp. NIES-67
Lineage: Eukaryota; Viridiplantae; Streptophyta; Zygnematophyceae; Desmidiales; Closteriaceae
Source: the annotation of a GenBank genome assembly
GAGCCGUCAGAUUCAGAACUAUCAUCUCGGUUUUUUUUUUCUAUUUCUAUCCCUGCUGCAGCAAGACGAUUUCAGUCAUUCCAGCGACGUCUUCGAACGCCAUCGCAAGAAAAGAAGCUCAGGCGACGAGCUCCCUAACCGUAGUAGCUCUUUCGGCGAUUCGUUUUUUCGAGCGCUAGUAGUGAUUCACGUCAGUUAGGAGUCUUGUAUCCCAAACGCUGCCGAGUCCAGGAGAAUGCAGUGCAAGGCCCAGCAAGCCGUCGCGCUCGGCGAGGCGCAUCAAUGGCGACAGCACCAAGAUCAGGACCAGCGAGGCUCGUUUCCAAGUCUCCCAGGUUCGAUGAACCGAGACUGCCGCACCGCCGCUAGGUCACCCUCCGCAGAAUCCGCCGCGUCUCGCGGCGGGUAUUCCGUUAAAGGGCUUCUGAACACGUUAAGAGGAGGGGUUUCCGGAAGCGGCGCUGCCAAGAGCGGUACGACGAGUCGUAGUAGCAAAAGCGGCGCAGGGACCGGCUUGGGGGCGGAACGCGGUGGGCUGAUCCGCAGUGCGGGGAACGGCGGGAAAACGGGCGGAAUGGACGGACACAUCCCGCGGAUAACGAUAUGUAGACGGAGAACGUUAACGGGAAUGGAGAGACUAGACGUGAACGUCAACACAGUCAGAGUAACGGUUCCAGACGAGACCAGCCCGUCGUUACAAUCACCCUCGUUACUACAGACACCCUCGCCACACCAGCAGCAGCAGUGUCAGCCUCCGCAAGCCGCACGGCGCUCCACCCUUCCGAUUCCGCGCAGUGUAGCUCCGCAGCAGCAGCGUCCCGCGCAGCAGCAUUCCGCGCAGCAGCGUCCCGCGCCGAGUCCGCGCGGCGGAAGGCCGCCGGUCUCGCCGCCCCUUCAGUCGCCUAGGCCAGCCGCGCCUUCCGCGGACUCCGCCGCCGCAUCCGCGGAACGUUCCGCGCACUCCGUGCGAAGGUUCAGCUCGUGCCCCGUGCGGUCGGAGGCGCAGCGGUCGCCGCAUUCCGAGGCGUCAAACGCGUCGGCCUCCGCUCCCACCGCUACCGCCAUUUCGUCGUUCCCGCUGGUCGGCAUGUGGGCGAAGCAGGCGAAACAGCCCGCACCGGGUGCGGCAGGGGGAAGCGAUAGUUCCGCCGUCGCCGCAGCGGCUGGUGGUGGUUCCUCGAGGCGGGAAAACCGCGCGCAGAAUGAGUUCCUGCGCCCGUCUCCCCGCGGCGGGGCUCAAGGCGUAUCCCACGGCGGGAAAGACAUCAUCGGUGCAGGUUCCGCGCGCGUGAUUGACGGCGUGGCCGAGGGAGCGGAAGACGCCGCGUCUGACGGCGCGUCUGACGGCGGCGAUUCCGACGACGAGUUCGUGGGGCUCUAUUGGACGGCCGUGGAGCACCGCAAGGUGGCGAAUGCGGCGCUUUCCACGGCGCUGAACAGGCUCGGGGUGGGCGCAGGGGGUGUGACGGGGGAAGCAACUAUGGGGGGGAGCGCGCGUCACGGGGAGCGCGUUAAAGGUGCGGAAGGGUUCGGCGGAGAAGGGACGGCGGACGGGUAUGGCGGAAGGCGGAGGCGGAGCAGCAGCUGGGGGGACCUUGCGCAGCAGCAGCCACUGCAGGGAGGGCAGGGGGACAGGCAGGGGGACCGACGGGGGGACCGGCAGGCUGCCGCUGCUGCUGCCGCUGGUGUUUUCGCGUUUCCCAAAUAUGGUGCUGCUAACGGGGCUUCUUGUAACGGGGAUGUUUCCGGCCGUCCGGGUCCGGGGCACAGGCGGCGGCACAGCAUCACGUGCAUGGACUCGGAGCUGAAGGAAUUCCUUGACCUGGUUGACUUUGAGGAGGAGGGGGGUGAAGAGGACGGAUGUGGUGAGACUUCGCCGCAGGAGCAACCCACGAAUGUCGCCCGGAGGAACACCACGGGCGGACCGGGUGCAGCUGCGACUGCUCCGGCCUGGACAGUAGGCGCCGCUCGUGCAGCAGCAGCGCCUGCAGCGACGGCCAACCAUGCAGCCAUGGUUGCCCGGGGCUCGUCUCGCACGCAUUCCGGCCCGCUCGCCCACACCAUCCCCACCGAUCGCCACCCCUCCCGACGCCGCAGCCAGACGUGCAUCGACGCUGAGCUGAAGGAGUUCCUCGACCUCAUAGACGGGGAUGCGGACGAGGAGGAGGAGGAGAGGGGAGAGGCAAGAGUGAGCUUUUCCUUUGAUACGCCUCAACAGGUGGUUGUCCGUCCUGCUGCGGUUGGCGCUGGUUCGGCUUCCGCAUCAGCUGCCACACCAGCGUCAACAUCGGGUUUGGCAUCUGCUUUGGCAUCUGCCUUGGCUUCUGGUUCAAGUGGUGGUGGUGGUGCUACUGCUGCUCCUGCUGCUGCUGCCGCUGGGCCUCCCCUGGAUGGGUCUCGCGGGCACAGGCGGCGGCACAGCAUCACGUGCAUCGACACGGAGCUCAAGGAAUUCCUUGACCUGGUUGACCUGGAAGACGAGGGAGAGGAGGAGAGAGAGCAGGAGGGGUAUACUGGUGGCAUUGGCACGAUUUCGUGCCUCACCUCUGGUGCUAGUACCACAGCUCCUGCCUACCCGAAAGUGGUGCAUCUCCCAACACCGAUCAAGACUAGCCUAGAACCCUCUCUGUCUGCUCUGCUCGGUGUGGGAAGCAUGCAAACACCCUCUUCUGCCUCUGCCUCUGCCUCUGCUUUCUCUUCCACCCAAGAUGACCUGCCGCUUGGGUUCUCUGCCUCUCCUCCUGCACCCCUCUCUCCUGUUUCUCCAGUGUCUGCCAUACUAUCACCAGCAGCAUCACCAGCAGCAUCACCAGCAGCAGCACCUGUCCACGGCAUCAUCAGCAUGGUACAGAGCAAGCCACUGACGGCCGUGCGGAAACCGGCGGUAACAGGGAGAGCCAACGUCAGCCACUCCAGCAUCGCGUCUCUGUGGGCCGUCGCUUCUCACAGCCCCACAGUCGCUCAGUCACCGCGCCCUGCUGCUGCUAACAGCAGUGUUGCCAGCACAGGUGUUACAGCCACAGCUGCUGCCGCUCCUGCUGCUGCUGCUGCUGCAGGCAGGGCUGCUGGUCGUCCUGGCAAUGCAGCAGGAGUGAACCGCCGGCGCCUCUCCGUUGGCGAUCUGAGUGAAUUUGCUGGCGGCUUGGAGUCGUGCAGCUUGGGCGCCUCUAGCUAUGGCACUGGUGUAGCCAUGGCUGGUGCCAGCAGCAGCAGUGAGCAGCCCAGGGGGAUGUGCCUAGAUGAGGCCCGGAGGCUGGCUGGAGUCUGCUAUCCCUCUCUUGCUGACGCAUCCCCCGCUCCAGCUCCAGCUGGGUCGUUUACCCCUCGCUCUGCUUCUGGUCGCAAGCCAGGCGAAAAUAAUGCGGUAAGGGCGUCUGAGCCUGUCCAAGCUUCACCUAGGGCUGCCCAGGGGGGUUUCGUGAAACCCCUGUCAGGUAGUGCAAGGUUGUUGCGCCCUGGCACUCCCGGUGUGCCUGUGUUUGGAGGGAUGGCUGACGGCCCUGCCUUCCGUCAAGUUGCUGCUGGUUCUGCUUGGGUUGAAUCUGCUUCCGGUGGCUCACAAGCAAGGCCACAUCACAGGCGAAGCAGCAGUGCUAUUGCAGCCCCGCCGUCAUGUGAAUUCUCGGGUGCUUCCCCAGGAUUUGUGUAUAAUUCGGGACGCAUUUCACCCGUGGGUGCAUACUCCUCGAUCAGUGCUGUGGUUCAGAAGACAGGCUGUGCUACACGCUCCUUGUGUGAAUCUUCGAAUGCUCGGAAUGUCAACUCCCUUGCACAUGCCUUGGAGGCCGCUCAACUUGGGCAGGCGUAUGCCAAGCAUGUCGCAAUUGCCUAGUCGUUAUGCGAGGUUGUGGUUUGGUGUGUAGAAGUGAGUAUAAAUGUUAAUACUAGAU